Molecule: messenger RNA, 891 nt
Organism: Miscanthus lutarioriparius
Lineage: Eukaryota; Viridiplantae; Streptophyta; Magnoliopsida; Poales; Poaceae
Source: the annotation of a GenBank genome assembly
AUGAAUUCGCGCCGGUCGAGGUCGGUGAAGCUGGUGUCGGCGCGCGCCAACAGGGCCCUGGAGGUGGACAUCGCGGAGGAAGGCGAGGACGCGCGGAUGAGCUCCUCCGCCGCCAACACCGUGUACUGCUGUAUCGCCAAAGGCCGGAGUGUCAUCUAUCGGUACAGCAGCAGCAAGGGCGGCGACAGCAGCGGCGACCCACAGGUGGAGGCCACCGCCGCGCUCUGCCUUGAAAGCUCGCCGCCGCACCACCGGCAUUACGUCCACACCUCUGGGUGCCGAAGCUACGGCUACCUGAUGGUUGACGGCCACACUUUCUUCGCCAUCAUCGACCCCAGCGUCGGGAGCGCCGGUGCGCUGCAGUUCCUAGAGCGUGUACGGGACGCGUUCCGGAGCAGCGGUGGCGGCGGCAGCAGGAACAACGGAUUCCAUGAAUCUCUGGUGCCGGUGGUCCAGAGACUGGUGGCGUCACUGGAGAAGAUGCCCCAUGUCGCGUUCGUUCUCGAGGAGGAUGGCGCGGGCGCUGGCGACGGUGGCAACGGCUGCACGUCGUCAUCGCCAUCUAAGGUGCCUCUGCUCGGGAAGAGUGGGAGCAGGAAGGAGAAGCGGCGGUCCAGGGACAAGCUAGCGUCGGCGACGGGGGACAGCGAGGAUGAGCACCACGGGACCAGGGCGGUGAGGAUAGACGUGCCAAAUGAGGAGGUCGCCGGCGGCAUGUCACUGGAGCGCAGCGUGAGCCAGUCCAGGCUGCGGAGGCAGCAGCAGCAGCCGUCACGGUCACUAUGGAUGCGCCAUGUGAAGGUCAUCAUCGUCAUCAACGCCGUCGUCUGCCUCGUGCUGUUCGCGGCUUGGCUGGCAGUGUGCAAGGGAUUCCAGUGUGUUUCCGGGUGA